Molecule: messenger RNA, 1121 nt
Organism: Anastrepha obliqua
Lineage: Eukaryota; Metazoa; Arthropoda; Insecta; Diptera; Tephritidae
Product: proteasome inhibitor PI31 subunit-like
Exons: 5
Coding region: 112-918 (268 amino acids)
Biological process (GO): proteasome-mediated ubiquitin-dependent protein catabolic process
Molecular function (GO): proteasome binding; endopeptidase inhibitor activity
Source: RefSeq, a predicted model, not a curated record
GUCAGACAACCAUUAACUAGCAGGGCCUUUAUUAAACAUAUUCUUGGAAUUAAUACAUACAUACAUAUAUAUAUUGCUUUUGAACAAAGUGCGCUAAAGAGAAGCACUAAAAUGAUUGCUAGUCCAGAUGAUCUCGCGGGCUUGGAAAUGCUCUACAAAAUUUAUAAACCAACUAUUAGAAACAAAUCGGAUGUUGCAAUACUUUUCACGCAUUUUACACUUUGUAUUCAGUGUAGAAUGAACUGCAUUGGCGUUGGUGAAGAGACUCACCUCGUCCCAUCAGAGCAAAGUGAAGACAAUUGUGCAUUUUUGCCAGAUGGUUGGAAUAAAAAUAGUAAAACUUAUGUACUACGCUAUUCCCACGAAAGCACAAUUUAUACAUUGAGUGCUAAGGAAUUCGAAAAUGGUUUAAUCAUAAGACUGGCCGAUCUGGCAGAUAAACGAAGUUCUUCGUUCGUAUUUAACGUUGAAGAACACAUCGAUAGAGUAGGAAAGAGUAAUAACCAAAUAAAAACGUUAAUACCCAAAGCAGAAAAGCUGGCUGAAAGAUUGCAAAAGCAAUUAAUUAAACCGGUGUUGGAAAUGAGUAGAGACUCACAAAGUAGCAGAGAAUUAGGCGGGAGCACUGAUAUGAAUCCUCUAUCAUCAUAUUCAACUAUAUAUCAGAGAAAUUAUCCCUAUAGAAGCGAUCAUCUGGCAUCGAGCCCAAGCUUUGGCCUGCCCUUUACUGGACGCAGUGAUUUACAUCCAUUCGGAAGUGGUGAUUUUGCUGGUAAUUUAUUUCCAAAUACUUUCCGAAAUCCACGAGGGAUGAUGCCACGCAUUUAUCCCACCACUCCUAUGUCUAAUGGUCGUGGGACAAGUCCCAAUUUUAAUCAUCUGCAACCCCCAGGUUGGGGCUUCGAUGAUUUUAUUUAAUAAAAUUAGGUUAAUACGAAUAAAUUAGUUGGGGAGCAAAUAUAUUUAUGUACAUAAAUUGUGAACGUUUUAGAAAAGAAAAUUUAGUUUAAAUUUAAGAAAAUAUAGAAAAAAAUUAGCAAGUGUGAUCAUGAACUUUUGUAUAAAAAUAAUGAGCUUUAAUAAUAAAUACUUAUAAGAAGGCCAAGUGGCCGUUCGGCAUA